Molecule: messenger RNA, 441 nt
Organism: Nicotiana tabacum (common tobacco)
Lineage: Eukaryota; Viridiplantae; Streptophyta; Magnoliopsida; Solanales; Solanaceae
Source: RefSeq, a predicted model, not a curated record
AUGGGUUUCUACAGAAUCAUAGAGAUUGGCCGGUUGCAGUUCGACUGGGCGUUGAUCACGGCUAUGAUAGAGCGGUGGCGACCGGAGACACACACGUUUCAUCUACCCAUCAGCGAGGCUACCAUCACACUUGAGGACGUGGAUGUUCUUUUUGGGCUGCAUGUCGAUGGAUUACCUGUAGCUUACCCAUAUGCUCUUAGAGACCAUAAGGAAGUGAAUUACCUGCAUAUGUUGCAGCGACUCACCGGUUUCCAGCCAGCGGAGCCGACUGCAUUGAGUGGGGCUAGUCAAUUGCAGCUGACGCCCGUCCGGCAGUAUCUGGCGGCGAUGGAUACGGAGAUUACGGAUGAUUCACCGUCGGAAGAUAUCGACCGGCACACGAGAUUGUUGUUGCUGUUGUGUUUGGUGGUGUACUAUUCCCGAUCACUUUGGGAAAUCUAG